UGCACAGGAUGCUGAGCUGAAAAGCUGAUUCUGUGCAUUUAACCAGCAUGGACAGCUCCAUUACGCUAACCUAGCAUAUAUUGCAGUAUAUAAAAAGGGAACCAUUUUCACUAAAAGCUGCAAAGGAAAAGGCACCAGCCUCACAAUGGAGCGUGCUCUUCAUUCACCUGGACGGACACGGGAAGAGUACCGGUACCAAACGGCACGUCCGUCAUCCCAGCUCACUUCAAGGUCUGCCUUCAGCUUUGGGUCUACAGCACCGCUGAGAGGUAAUGCAAUCCUUAGAGAGUUCGCCGCUAAUCCGGCCGAAAGCUUCGAUUUUUCAAACAAAUAUGCAGGUGGAAAGAAUCUGAGGAAAAUCAGUGAGAAAGAAUUACUGCAGGGGCUCAAUGACCGCUUCGCCGGAUUCAUCGAGAAGGUCCAUCACCUGGAAAACCAAAACAGAGCGCUAGAGAAAGAAAUCGAGGAUAUUAGACAGAGAGCAAAAUCCUCUGGCUCUCUGUCCAAAGAGUAUGACCCAGAACUUAGUAGUCUGAGGCAGCAAGUUCAUGAGAUAGGCCUUCAAAAGCAUAAAAUUGAGACAAACCGCCAGAACCUGGAGCAAGAGUUUAACACUUUGAGAGAAAAGUACGAGGGAGAGGCUCGUGGUCGAGGCUAUGUGGAGGACAGCAUAUCAGUACUAAAGAAUUGCAUCAGUGAUGCAUACCUAGCCAAACAAGAGAUGGACAGGAAAGCUAAAGCUCUCGAAGAGGAGAUAAGCUUCUUGAAGAAAAAUCACGAAAGCGAGGUAGCCGAAAUGAUGGCUCAAAUCCAAGAGGGUCACGUGACAGCAGAAAUACGUGAUUUUAGUAGAAGUGAUGUCACUGCAGCUCUGAGAGACAUCAGGAUGCAACUCGAAGGUCACACGGACCCUGACAUCCAAUAUGCUGAGGAACGCUUUCGAGCGCAGCUCGCUAAACUGACCAAAGCUGCUGAGGUCAACAGAGAAGCCCUCAUGGCCACUAAAGCAGAGAUUAAUGAACACCGGAGACAGCUCCAGUCCAGGAACAUUGAGCUCGACUCUGUGAAUGGAGUGAGGGAAGCUCUGGAGAGGCAGCUGUUUGACCUCGAGCAACGGCACAAUGCUGAAAUCCAUCACUACCAGGACACAAUCAGAGAGCUGGAAUUUGAGCUGAAAAAUGCUAAAUGUGACAUGAGCAGUCAUCUGAGGGAGUACCAGGACCUUCUCAAUGUCAAAACGGCACUGGACACUGAAAUUUAUUCCUACAGAAAACUUCUGGAGGGUGAAGAGUCAAGGUACUCCACAAUCUCAGAUGCUCACAUUUCAGUACCAUACAUGUACAGACAGUCACCCAUCUAUACUGUCCCUUGUGUCAAAAGGCAGGGGGGAGCAACUCAAAAAGCAGAGCCUCAGUACAAAUUUGUUGAAGAGAUUAUUACAGAGAUCACCAGAGAAGAUGUGGAGAUAUCAGACAGUGGCUCUGAAAAGAGUGUGGAGGGAAGAGAGGGUGACAAACCAGACGAGAAGAGUGGUGAGAAAGAUGCACAGGGUGAAACUCCACAAGUGGCGAAAGAUACUGAAGAACCAGCCAGAGUGAAUGGCAAUGAAACCAAUCCUGGGUUAGAGACAGAGGAAACUGAAGUCGAACCAAGUGUUGAAAAAGAAGAUGAGCCAGCUGAUUCUGAGGUACAAAAAGAUGCUGACUCUGAACCAACCCAGGACUCUACAGAACAAGCCACUGAUGAACAAGAUAAAGAUGAGGAGCACAAAGACCUGAAGAAUGACGUGCAGGGAAAGGUAGAAAAACCUGAGGAGGAAAAUAAACAAGCUAAAGAGACAAAGAAAGAUGUCCCCAAACCAGAUUUGUCAGAAAAUCAAGAAAUGCCAGAGAAAUCAGAAAUUGUACCAAAAGACAAACCAUCUCAAGAACCAAAGGAUCCUGAAGCAACAACUGAGGUUAAACCUAAGCCUGAUGGGCAGACUGUUGGGGUAACUUCUCCAAAAACUGAAGAUGCUAAAAUCUCAUCUAAAGAAUCUACAACUGCAAAAUCAACCGAGAAAGAGAAAGAAUUAGCUCCAGUGCAGCCUGUGGAGGAAGAUACUCCCAAACCAGAUAAACAAGCAUCUCCCGAACAUACGGAGAGUGGAAAACAGACUACUGGAGAGGACACUUCUUCAAAAAGAGACAAACCUGACACUGUAAAGGAAGACACUAAGAAAUAUGAGCCUAUGGGAAAAGACCAAGAGGAUAACAACAAACUAACAGAGAAACCUGUGGGGACAAAGCAAGAGGCUCAAUCAAGUAAAGAUGAAAAGGAACAUAAACCUGAGGAGUCUGUAAAAGAUAGCAAAGUUGAACUGGUAGACAACAUGAAAACAGAAAAGGAUGCAAGUAUCAGUGCUAAAGGACAAGAAAAGACGCAAAAAGAGCUUUCAAAGGAUGCAGAAGAACAAUCACAACCUGAAAAGUCAAAGAAACAGGAGGACAGCAGAAGCAGUAGUAGUCUAGCAAGUGUGACAAUAGAAAAGGGUGAAACUGGCAAGCUUAAAGAAAUAGAAAAGACACAAGAAGACCUUUCCAAAGUUGUUGAAGAAAAAUCCCAACCUCAAAAGUCUCAAAUACAGGAGGACCAAAAAAGUGUACACAGCAUCAAAACAGAAAAGGUUGAGCAUGCCAAGACUAACGAAACUGAAAAGACACAAGAGGACCUUUCAAAAGUUGUGCCAGAAAAAUCACAACCUGAAAAGUCACAGAUACCAGAGGACCAAAAAAGUGACCGUGUAAAAACAGAAAAGGCUGAACACGCUAAGCCUAAAGAAACAGAAAAGGAUGCAAGUAUCAGUGCUAAAGGACAAGAAAAGACACAAAAAGAGCUUUCAAAGGAUGCAGAAGAACAAUCACAACCUCAAAAGUCAAAGAAACAGGAGGACAGCAGAAGCAGUAGUAGUCUAGCAAGUGUGACAAUAGAAAAGGGUGAAACUGGCAAGCUUAAAGAAAUAGAAAAGACACAAGAAGACCUUUCCAAAGUUGCUGACGAUAAAUCCCAACCUCAAAAGUCUCAAAUACAGGAGGACCAAAACAGUGUAGACAGCAUCAAAACAGAAAAGGUUGAGCAUGCCAAGACUAACGAAACUGAAAAGACACAAGAGGACCUUUCAAAAGUUGUGCCAGAAAAAUUGCAACCUGAAAAGUCACAGAUACCAGAGGACCAAAAAAGUGACAGUGUAAAAACAGAAAAGGCUGAACAUGCUAAGCCUAAAGAAACAGAAAAGACACACAAGGACCUCUCCAAAGAUGAGGAAGAAAAAUCACCUGAAGAGUCAAAGAAACAACAGGAGAGCAAAAGCGAUAGCAGUUCUGAAAGUGCAACAACAAGUGGAGGGGAAGCUAAAGUCCCAGAGAAACAGGUUGAUGAAACACUGAGUAAUCAACCCCCCAAAACUCAGGAAAUAACAUCUGAUGCAAAGUCUGAGCAAAAGGAUAUUAAAAAAAGCAAAGUGGAGAUGCUUGAUAAAACUGUAGAGGUGGAUAAUGUGACAACCAAAGGCAGUGGAACGAGCGAAGAUGUUAAAAGUGAAGAAACUCUUCCAAAAGACAGUGGUGCACAUGAACAGGUCAAAGAGAGCAGCAAGCAGGACAACGUGGACAUCAAAGCUCCAGAAGAAACAAUUAAGCCCUCUAGUGGAAUGUAGAAAAUAAACAGCAGGGAAAAAAAAUUGAAAAGAGAAUGUUCAAAUAGCCCGCUUUG
Molecule: messenger RNA, 3750 nt
Organism: Carassius carassius (crucian carp)
Lineage: Eukaryota; Metazoa; Chordata; Actinopteri; Cypriniformes; Cyprinidae
Product: neurofilament medium polypeptide-like
Exons: 4
Coding region: 146-3694 (1182 amino acids)
Biological process (GO): neurofilament bundle assembly
Cellular component (GO): intermediate filament; cytoplasm; axon
Molecular function (GO): structural constituent of cytoskeleton
Source: RefSeq, a predicted model, not a curated record